GGUUGAGAUGAGCGCGCAGAGAGUAGCCAGCCACGAGCAGGGUGGUUCAGCCCCUCUCCUCGCCCUCCUACCAUGUCCCUAGUGUUGUGAGAGUCACCGUACACAGCAGAACAUCCCCACCAUGGCGCACUCCACCAUGAACGGCCACAACACCGCCGCCACCACCAGAAGGGUCUACAAAGUGGUGUUGACUGGAGGUAAAUGUUGAUUGCUACGGGAAACAAGGUCCCUGCGGCGGAAAAACAACGGGGCAGUCAAGAUUAUGUACCUUUUUCGAAAACAUGGGAUGGAAGGUGUAUCGGGUGCCAGAGACAGCCACUGUACUGCUGAGUGGUGGCAUCAAGUUUGGGGACCUUUCAGAAGAUGAUGCUGUGAUAUUUCAAGAGAACCUGCUGAAGUCAAUGAUGCAGAUAGAGAACACCUUCUUCUCCCUCGCUGAGACCUGCUCCAAGAACUGCCUGGUGAUCUGUGACCGUGGCACCAUGGACGCCUCUGCCUUCAUCCCCGAGGAGAGGUGGGAGGAGAUAAUGCGUCGUAAUGGCUGGAACCCCGUGGACCUGCGUGACACCCGCUACAACCAGAUCAUCCACAUGGUGUCCGCUGCCAAUGGUGCAGAGGCAUUCUACUCCACCGAGGACCACGCCACCCGCAGUGAGAACCUCUCCCUGGCACGCCACCUGGACAACCGCGCCGCCGAGGCCUGGGUGGGCCACCCUUACUUUGACGUCAUUGACAACUCCACGGAAUUUGACUCAAAGAUACGCCGCAUGAUCAGCGCGGUGUGCCAGAAAUUGGGCAUCGACACUGGUGACCGCCUCAGCUCCAACGCCCGCAAGGUCAAAUUCCUGGUGAAGGGACCCCUGCCGCAGGACUCCGUGUUCCCAAACUUCCAGGAUUUCAAUGUGGAGCACAUCUACCUGCGCACCAACUCCAGGAAAAUGCAAGCCAGACUCAGGAAAAGAGGGAAAAAUGGGCACCACAGCUACACACACACUAUUCGCAAGCCGGAGCAGCUGGGUCAGAUCGUGGAGGUUAAGACCCCCAUAAGCCAGAGGGAUUGGACCAACAUGUCUGCCCAGAUGGAUGAACAUCACCUCAAGAUAUACAAGAAGAGGCGCUGCUUCCUUCACAACAACCAGUACUUCCAGCUGGACAUCUACCAGGAGCCUUGCCAUAAGAGGUGUGAGGGUCUGAUCCUGCUGGAGACGUACACUACUCUGUCAUCAGAGGAGCUGCAGCGUCGUCUUCCUUCCUUCCUCAAGAUAGAGAGUGACGUGACAGGGCGGCCCGAUUACUCCAUGUUCAACCUCAGCCUGCGGGACGAGUGGGGCGUCACCAACAAGUUCUGUGUCAACAUUGCAGUUGCUGCAGACCACAACGAACCAGCGUGUGGAUCCUGCCCAAGCUCAGACCUUGACCUGCACCGCCGCCAACGCCCCGACACGUCCCCCAACUCCACCCUGGCCUCCAUAGCGCCCUACAACCCCAUCCUGCCCUGUGAGAUGGAGAUGAGGAACAAGGAUGGGGAGCUGGUAGUGGGAUCUGCCCCGGCCAACCCUGUGUGUGUGGCAGCCACUCCCAUCCGGAUCACUAAUGGGUUUAAUGCGCCGGAACACUAGUCUCGGUGGAUCUUAGGCUGUGUGGAUGAUGGGAAUAGGAUCUGGGAGGGUUUUGGAUAUUUUGUUACAUGAGGAAGAGGAUCAGGAAAGGUUUAUCAAAUGAGGAAGAGGAUUUAAGUGUUUUUAGUUCAUGACGAAGAGGUUUUUGGUGUCUAUCUCACAGCAAAGGGGAUCCGGCCAUUAUUAUUUGGUGAGGAAGAGGAUCAGGGAGUGCUUAUCAAAUGACAAAAAAGGAUUCAGGCAUUUUAAUCUAGUGACAAAGAGAAUAAGGAGCUUUUAAUCUAACGAGGAAUAGGAUCAAGAGUUUUUGUUUAAAGGGGAACAAGAUAAAGGAGUUUUUAUCUAUGAUUUUUUGGGUUUUAAUCCUAGAGGAAAGAAAUCUGAGAGUUUCUGAAAUGGCAAACAGGAUGGAGGUGGUUUUGUUGAUUGUUGAAGAGAAAUGUAGGAAAGAAGAAUGAAAGAGAGGAAGGAAGGAAUGAAAAGGAGAAUGGAAGGAAGAAAAAGGAGAAUUAAAGAAAGGAAGGAAGGGAAGAAAAGAAGAAUGAAAGAAAGCCAGGCAGGAAGGAAGUAAUAAAAAUGAGAAUAAAGGGAAGGAAGGCAAUAAGGAAGCCAUAAAAAAGAGAAUGAAAGGAAAGAAGGAGUGAAGAAAGAAAAGAAAGAAUAAGUGAAAAGGAGAAUGAAAGAAAGGAAGAUAAUAAGGCAUAAAUGAAGAAUAAAAGGGAGGAACAAAUACAGAAUACUCUAGUUAGGAAUGGACAGAAGAAAUGAGUAAAUAGAUGAAUCAUUAUGCGUAGAAUGAGUGAUAAUAGAAAUGCUAAUGCUGUUAUUAUAUGCAUAAAUUAUUGUGAUAUUGUGCCUAAAUGUAGUGUGUGUGUGUGUUUUAUCAGUUUUUUUUUUAAUGAUAUGUAUGUAUGUAUGUAUGUAUGUCUAUUGUACACAAUCACACACACAUACAUUUUUCCAUUAUCAAAAUAUAUGCAAAAUCUCUCUCUCUCUCUCUCUCUCUCUCUCUCUCUCUCUCUCUCUCUCUCUCUCUCUCUCUCUCUCUCUCUCUCACCAAUACAAACCUUCCCCACAAAUAAACCAGGUAUCAGUGUGUAUGUGUAUAUAAAUAUUUACCCUACUCCCCCUGUGUGUGUGUGUGCAUGUGUGGACAAGUACCCCAGCACUGUAUCUUGUCACAUGUACAGCGGGCUCAUUAAGUAUGUCAGGAAGUGAAGCUAGUGAUAUAUUUUAUAGAAUGUGAUGUCACUUACUGAGCCAACUGUAUUUGUGGUGGUAAUGAUGGGAGUUCAAUUGCAUAUGCUGAUCAACACUUCAGGCUGUGCAAGUGGCUGGAUUUAACCUGACCUAACCUCAGGUGACUUAACCUAACAGAACCAAACACAACUUAACCUCAUCUAACCUAAUCCAGCAUGAAAUUACCUAACCUAGGCUGAAGUAACGUCACCUAUCCUAACAAAACUCAACCUAACUUAGCUUAACAAAACCAAACCUAAAUUAGCCUAACAAAACCAAACCUAACUUAACCUCACCAAACCUCACUUGACCUAAUCUAACUUAACUCAACCUCACUAAAACUAAUGUAGCCUGAAGUGACCUGACCUAACCUCACCUCACCUAACCCAACCUAACCUAGAGUCACUAUAUGAAAGGCUUAAUCAGUUUCUCAAGUACAGGGCAUUACAAGCAGAUGUAAUUAAACUCUAGUACUGCAUCACCAUAUCAUAUCCUUUAUAGUGUAUUUUGCUGCAUUUCUUUGUUCCUGUUUCGGUGUGAUAUGAAGAAAGAUGUGUUAUGUGUUAUGUGUUAUUGUUCUCUUGUGUGUAAAUGUGAUAUUUCCUGCUGUACUGUGCGUCAUGUGGCUUUGCUUUGAAACACGCAGCAAUGUAACCUGUAUUUCCUCCCAGAUCCUUAGCUAAUUGGGGCAGGUGAGGACACAGGGAAACGGGGACACACCAACUGGCACCCCGACACUGCCGCCAACUGAUGCCCACUCACUGACUGGCCUACACAUUCCCUCUGAUCUUGUUAUGAAAUGUGUGACAAACUAAUAUAUUUCUGCCAUCAUGGAAGUGUAAGAUACCAAAUAAAAAUCUGGUUCCUUAUUAUCAAGGGUUAGAGGAGACAUAUUAGUUUAUCAUGGUAUUCAAAACAAGACAGGAGAGUGUAGAGGAAUUAAUGAGUGAGAGAGUGGCAAUGCUUGUGUGUGUUAGUGUGUGUGUUCUGUAUUAGUUCCACAUACUUCAUGACAUACAGUACAGCAAUGUGUUUACUGUGUUACUUAUUGGUGUGGUGUGUAUGAGAGAAGAAUGUAUUACUUCUGUGUGUCUGUGUGUACAAGUGACAAUGAGAUGCGCAUGUGUGAUUAAAAAAUAUAUAUUUGCUCAGAGAAGUAUAGUAUUUAUAGAACAUUACAGACAUAUUUAUUAGUGACAUAUAUUUAUGCAUAUGUAAUCUAUAGUCAUGUGUUUAUUUGAAGCAGAUGUUUGUCAAGUCUCAGUUUGACUUUAUGGUAGAUGAUGGGUGGAAAUGGAACUCAACUGGCUAUCUUGAUCUUUAUUCUUACUUAAGUUUUUUUUGGGGGAUAGGGUAGUUAAGUCAGCUUUUUUUUCUAUGGUUACUUUUAUAUUCUGUUUUUCCUACGACAAUUUUUCUUUAUUUUUUUUUAACAGGGGAAGUUAAAUCUUUUUUAAUCUAUUUUCCAUUCUUUAACUUUUUUUUUGAGAAGGCAACUUUUAGUCUUUUCUGUCUGGCCACUUUUUCUUUGUUUUGCUUUUGAAUUCUUUCCUUGAUUUCUUUGGGGGGGAAGAAAAUUAAGUAAGGUUUUUUUCAUCUUUUGUUUUCUUUUUCCCAGGCCACUUUUUUUUUAUUUUCUUUAACUUUUCAUAGAAACAAAUUGUAUGUUUUCUUAUUUUUUUUUCCUUCCUCCCCCCUCUCUCUCUCUCCAGCCAGUUUUCUAAAAUGUAAUAUGAAAAAUAGACUACACUCAGCCCAUCACAUGAAUAACAGUGUGUAUAUACAUCAAAAAACAUGAAACAGUACAUCUUUUACAAAUUUGAAGCUAUAUUUUUUAUUCAUAUUUACCUACAUAUUUCUUUCUUUUCAGUAUCCAUACGAGGCAAACAGUAUGCAUGAUCGAAUAAGUGGAAAGUAAAUUAUAUACAUGCAGUACUGUCGACUUGUAUAAUGAACGGUUUUAUUUAAUUGUUUAUUUCAUUCUAUUUAUUUAUUUAUUUAUUUUAUUUAAUUCUAUUUUUUCAAGCAGAGAUGACCACCAGUGUUCAGAAAACCCACACUGGACCAACAAGACACAUGGUACUUAAUAUUUAAACCAACACUUCAAUACCUCAUCACAAUACAGUGCCAUUAUAAUAUUAAAAAAAAAAAAAAAAAAAAGGAAUGUACUUUAUCAAGAUUUCAAAUACUUUCUGAUCUGUUGCAUUAAUAAAGCCACAAAUCUUAACUAA
Molecule: messenger RNA, 5089 nt
Organism: Scylla paramamosain (green mud crab)
Lineage: Eukaryota; Metazoa; Arthropoda; Malacostraca; Decapoda; Portunidae
Gene: Ttd14
Product: TRPL translocation defect protein 14-like
Exons: 12
Coding region: 282-1619 (445 amino acids)
Biological process (GO): photoreceptor cell maintenance
Molecular function (GO): GTP binding; phosphatidic acid binding; phosphatidylinositol binding
Source: RefSeq, a predicted model, not a curated record